Molecule: messenger RNA, 1131 nt
Organism: Trichoderma virens Gv29-8
Lineage: Eukaryota; Fungi; Ascomycota; Sordariomycetes; Hypocreales; Hypocreaceae
Exons: 1
Coding region: 1-1131 (376 amino acids)
Cellular component (GO): cytoplasm
Source: RefSeq, a predicted model, not a curated record
AUGGGCUCUACAAUUGUCCCGAUUCCUGUUACCAUCGUCACGGGCUUCUUGGGCUCUGGCAAGACGACCCUCAUUCUCAACCUCAUCCCUCAACUCCGAGCCCAGAAUCCCUCAUACAAACUCGCCCUGCUAAAGAAUGAGUUCGGCGACCUCGCGGUAGACUCCCAGCUGGCCUCCAGCUCAGCCAUCUCCGGCGUCCAAGAAUUGCUCAACGGAUGCAUUUGCUGCAAUCUCGUAGGCCAGCUCGGCCCCGCGCUUGCAGAACUCGAAAAGACUGUCGCACCGGAUCGCAUCAUCAUCGAGACGAGCGGAUCUGCGUUUCCGGCGACUCUAGCGCUCGAGGUUAACCGAAUUGCGAGAGAUACGGGCAAAUAUGUCCUUGAUGGCGUCAUCAGCGUCAUUGACGUGGAGAAUUGGAAGGGGUACGAGGACACGAGUUAUACGGCCAAGAUUCAGGCGCGAUAUACCGACUUGAUUGUGUUUAACAAGUGGGAGACUGCGGGCGAGGACCGAUACGAUUACUGCUUGGAUAGAGUGGGCGACUUGGAUGUGGACGUGGCCCGUGUCAAGAGCGACAAAGGACUGGUUGAUAUCGGCGUGGUGUUUGGUGUUGAUGGUGGCCUGGCUAGGGAGUUGACGGAAGUGGAAGUCAACGGAGAGCACAAUCACGAUCACGAUGCGAACGGCGAUGGCCAUAAACACAACCACAGCCACAGCCACCAAAGCGAGGUCGAAGUGCUCUCGGUAGAGCUCAAAGGCGACAGCGGUGCUGCCGUCUCCACAGAGAAGCUGCUCGGGUUUCUCAAAUCAGCUCCCAAGGAUGAGGCCUACCGCAUCAAGUCCGUCCUCACUCUCUCAUCCACACCCAAGAACUCCGACCCAGACGUACCGCAGCCUGAAGCCCACCCCCGUGGCCGGUACAUCUUGAACUGGGCUUUUGGUCGAUGGACGUUUACGCCUCUAGCUGAGAGCGCCGAGGAGCAUUCUUCGAGCAACGGUGUUGUGCUACGGUUAACGAUGAUCUUGGCACGAUACGAGAGUAAUAAGUGGAAGAAGAGAAUAGAGGCUGGUGGCUUGAUCGAAUUAGAUGGUGGGGAUAAAGGGGAGUUGCUUGUUAAGAGAAUGUUGUAG